Sclerotinia sclerotiorum 1980 UF-70 is the source of this 1608-nucleotide messenger RNA. RefSeq lists its product as hypothetical. The transcript has 4 exons. Bases 1 to 1608 code for a protein of 535 amino acids. The record is from RefSeq and is a predicted model, not a curated record. NCBI's taxonomy places the organism in Eukaryota, Fungi, Ascomycota, Leotiomycetes, Helotiales, Sclerotiniaceae.
AUGCCCAAUACUCUAACAUUCCUGGCACUUGCUGCCUCGGCAUUUGCAGCUCCAACACAAAAAUCAUCUAUCAACACAACUGUUGACCUAGGAUACUCAAAAUAUUUAGGGACAAAUAAUGGUAAUGGAAUCACUGAGUGGCUUGGGAUACGAUAUGCCGCUCCUCCUCUAGGCAAUUUGCGCUUUCGAGCUCCUCAAAGUCCCCUUGUGAAUGAUACUUUACAAGUAGCAAACCAGCACGGCGGAUUAUGUCACUCCUCACCUUCAACAUCACUUUCUCCCAAUACAACCGAGGACUGCCUUUUUCUUGACGUAUAUGCACCCACAGAUGCAAGCAAGCUCCAUCCUGUCUUCAUCUACUUUCAAGGAGGGGGCUUUAAUAGCCUUUCUAACUCGAAUUUAAAUGGCACUAGUCUGAUCGCAGCUGGUGAUUAUGAUAUUGUAGUAGUCACAUUCAAUUAUCGCGUUGGACCUUGGGGUUUCUUAACCAGCAAAGAAGUAGUAGAGGAUGGAGAUACGAAUGUCGGAUUGAAAGAUCAACGAUUCCUACUCGAAUGGGUCCAGGAGAACAUUGAAAAAUUCGGAGGCGAUAAAUCCCAUGUAACUAUCGGUGGGGCCAGUGCUGGUGGUGCCUCUGUAGAUCUCCAACUUUCUGCAUAUGGAGGUCGCGAUGAUGGACUAUUUCAUGCUAGCGUGGCUGAGAGUCAGUCCUUUGGUGCCCAACUCACGGUUAGCGAGUCACAAUACCAAUAUGAUGGCUUAGUUGAACGGACUGGCUGUGCUAGGCAAAAUGAUACUCUAGCUUGUUUGAGGGAAUUGGAUAUCAGUGUCAUUGCCGAGAACAACAUCAACCUUCCAACUCCGGGUGGUGCAGGAGAGAGUCCGGUAUUCAUGUGGUCGAAUGUUGUUGACGGGGAUUUUACGCCGGAUUAUACCUACAAGUUGUUUACUACCGGACAAUAUGUUAAACUCCCUGCAAUAUACGGUGAUGACACAAACGAAGGCACAGUAUUCACGCCAAAAGACAUAAAUUCCACUGCUGAUAUGUCGAUCUUUCUGAAAAACAAUUUCGUCAAGCUCACUGAUGAUCAAAUAAGCAACAUCCAUCAAUACUACCCCAAAGGGCCUCAAUAUCCAGAUGCUGGUAGUUACUGGAGUGCAGCAGCUCUUGCUUAUGGCGAGAUGCGCUACAACUGUCCCGGAAUCUACUUAUCCGGCUCUAACGACGUCUUUGCCCCUUCCAUUGGCAACUGGAAUUAUCACUGGAAUGUUCUAUCAUCUGAAAAUGCUGCCAAUGGACUUGGCGUGACGCAUACUGCUGAACUAGCUUCUAUUUGGGGAACCAGUAAAGCACCAGAUUCUGCACUUAUUCCAUCUAUCCAAGCAUAUUGGACCAGCUUUAUAAGAAGCAAGGAUCCUAAUACGUAUAAGCUGAAGAGUACACCGAAAUGGAAAGAACUUUCAGUUAAAAACUAUCGAAGAAUCCUCUUCCAAGCGCAGAAUGUUACAGGAACAGCAACUCCUCGGGUGAAGAUGGAAAAUAUACCAGAUGAGCAGUUGGAGAGAUGUAAUUACCUGUCUAGUAUUGGGGUGAGCAUUGCACAAUAG